CCAUCCUAGAGGACAGAGCGAUGCGGAGACAAUAGGACGCAGAGCCGGAGGAGGCUGCAGGAUGCUCGACACCACAUCCACCGACGCUGCUCGGAGGCUUCUCGCUGGACACCGAUAUCAGACGUUUCUCUGGGCUCACCUGGUCUUAGUAUGUGCUCACAUCUCCCCGUGUGUUUACCAGUAGCAGCCUGGGCCGACAGGGCGGACUUCACAGUCUCCAUAUGGGUAUCAACUGAAAGUGACGCCAGCUGUUAGCUGCUAUUGCUGCUUCUGUCCUACCCGAGUCAGUUUUUUUUGCACCCUGAAGCAGUCCGCACCAUGACCUCCUCUCCGCUGGUUUCUCGAGCCAACAUGGACAUCCUGGAUGAGCUGCAGCUGAUUGCUGCCCAAAAUUUGGAGAGACUAGAGGUCAACAAGUACUACGAGGUGAUCAGAGAGCUGGGCAAGGGAACCUAUGGCAAGGUGGAUCUGGUCAUUCACAAGAUCAGAGGUACAAAAAUGGCACUGAAGUUCCUGAAGAAGAAGACAACCAAGCUGAAGUCAUUUCUACGGGAGUACAGCAUCUCCCUGUACCUGUCUCCGUGCCCCUUCAUCAUCAACAUGUUUGGCAUCGCCUUCGAGACCGACGAGUACUACGUGUUUGCACAGGAGUACGCCGUGGCGGGAGACCUCUUCGAUAUAAUUCCUCCACAGGUCGGUCUUCCUGAAACAGUAGCAAAGCGCUGUGUACACCAAGUAGCCAUCGCUCUGGACUACCUGCACUGUAAGAAGCUGGUCCAUCGGGACAUUAAGCCUGAAAACAUCCUCAUCUUUGACCGAGAGUGCCGCAAGGUCAAGCUCUCUGACUUCGGAAUGACUCGCCGGGCCGGCUCACCAGUGAAAAGAGUGAGCGGCACCAUCCCCUACACAGCUCCGGAGCUCUGCGAUGUGUCCCGCCACGAGGGCUUCUGCGUGGACUACAGCACUGACGUCUGGGCCUUCGGUGUGCUGCUGUUCUGCAUGCUGACCGGUAACUUCCCUUGGGAGAAGGCUCUGCCCUCUGACUCUUUCUACCAGGAGUUCAUCCGUUGGCAGAGGAGGAGGACGAACACGGUGCCGUCGCAGUGGAGGCGCUUCACCGAGCAGGCCCUUCGCAUGUUCCGCCGCCUGCUAUCGGUGGAGCAGGACCGCCGCUGCUCCGUCAAAGAAGUGUUCGGGUACUUCAGCCACUCCUGGAUGUUAGACGCGGAGAACGAUAACAACAACGGCAACACGGUUGCUGGAGGUGGCGGCGAAAGAGUUAGUGGCGGAGGCGGCGGCGGCGGUGGAGGAGGCGGAGGGGGAGGAGGAGUCCGAGGGGAGGUGGACGGCACAAUCUCGUCAUCAUCGUCCGGGGAAGAAGACGAGGAGCUUCUCGUGGAGAGGAUGAAGCAGCAGACUCUGUCGCCUCGCUCCCCAGUGUCGCCCCUCUCUCCCAUGUUGCCAAUGGCGGUGAAGAGGGGGAGCGGAGGCAGCGGGGCCAAAGGAGGGAUGAUGGAACCCGGCGGGGGCCACCAUUUCGUGUCCGUCUCCACCAACAGCUCCGUGUCAUCCACCAACAGCUACGAUCGAAUGCCCCGAGAAAACGGCUCACCUGGCGGCCGCAUGCUAGUGCCGACACCCAUAGAAAUCUGCGUCUGAGCAUGUCAGGGCUCAGCGGCACACACUUUUAUACCUCUCAUCCAACCACGUAGAUGUUCAUGCAUGGGAAAAAAAACAAAGCGAUAACAAAGUACUAACACGUCUCCUGUUUUAAACAUUGUGGGAAAGGAAGAGCGCAGACACACACGCGCCGGAGGACUUCCGAGGACGUCUUUGUGGAACGCACACAUUCCUCAUGAUUGGUCGAAUGUCCUGUUUUAACACUUGGAAUUCAAGGACACGUUCAAAAUGCAAGUGUAGAAAAAUGAAGAAAAAAACGCUACAUUAGAGAUUUCACCACUAAAUCGAUCUGACAAGAAGACCAAAAUAUAUUCCUUAAAGCAAUACUUGCAGCAAAAAAAAUGAAUUAAAAUAACAUAAAAAGAUAUAAAAGUCAGCAGGAGUCGGGCGGAACUCCUCGUGAUCUCCUCAACACUGAUAAGAAGGUUUUUUUAAGAAGCCAAGGGACAAAAGAUUCAUGUUUUUGACCGAAACAGAGCUCAAGCUAACACCUUACAAGAUAAAAAGACUGACUGAGCCGUGGUUUCAGUGUUUUACUCGUAACAAAAAUAUGAAAGUGUGAAUGUGUCCGUGUGCGUCGCCGUGCGUUUGAGUCUAAAACAAGUAGUUUAAUUUUUCUUUGAGAAUUUUAUUAUUUAUUUGAAUCUUUAAAAAAAAGAAGGAAAAAAAAAAGACUACACAAUCUAUUUUUUCUAUUUUUUUGUAAGGUAGCUCUCUUUGUUUCCCAUUCGACUCAGCAUUGUGAUAUGGUGUUGAGGUAUAGCUGUGUAACAGGUGUGCUAUGCUGCUGUACAUACUGAACACUUGCGCAUUAUGUGAGAUGAUCUACAGCUUUCCUUCAUCUCAGACUAGAUGGAGCGAAGGCGUGCGAUGUCUCUGCUCUUCACCAUAAACAUAUCUACUUCACAGUUGGAAGACUUUUUUCUACUCACUCCUGAAAUUCCGUUUGUAUGGUGUUCCUUUGAAGCGUUUUUCCAAAAGAGAACAAGAAAAAGAUCUGUCUGCUUUGCUCACGUUUUCAUCCAGACCUUCACCUAAAAAUGUGUUUUCUUUUAAACUUUGUCUGAAAAAGAAAAAUGAUCCAAUUAAGUGCAGGGGGGAAAAAAAGCAAACACUCAAGAGUCACUUUUUAUAAACUGCAUGACGAGUAAUUCAAACUUCGAAUCUGAACCGGCUUUAGGAGGAAAAAAAAAGGUAAAAUGUUGUGAUGUGAUUUUGGUUUUUUUGCAGUAGCACAAUUUCUUGCAUCAUGUCCCAGAGUGAAUAUUGCUGUUAUGACCUCUUGAGACAUCCUAGGGCUAAAAGAAAAAUAAUCUGAAUAUACUUACCUAGUUUCUAUCCAGUGUGAUGUAUUUGUAAUGCUAUUAAUGUUGUGUGCUCAUCUCACCACCUUCAGGAACUAAAAAAAAAAUAAGCUAAGCAUGAAGACCGAGCGAGAGAUUUGAAUUUGCAUCAAAUGUAGGGACUUAAAUGUUUUGCUUUUGGAUUUAAAAAACAACAACAAAACUAAUCCAUUCCUUUUUAACUUCAUGAAUAUCAAUUGAAUUAUUUUUCUUUGGGGGGGUGGAUCAUGCGUAGUGUGUGAAUGGAUGUUCUCUGUGUUGCUUUUCAGACAUAAACUGCAUGAAACUGUAUGUGCUAAAGCCCUCUUGUGAAAAACUGCUCAGUGUUUAUCCCGUCACAGGCUGUAGCACUCUAUAGUUGUAGUUAGUAUACCGGUGACAAACAACGCGUCAGUAGCCUCAGCUCGGAUCUGACAGAGGACCAGCUCAGCCCCUCCGCAUGAUGCGUUGGAUCAGCGAGAGAGUAAAUAACUGCAUCUUGUGACAAUCUCUGACCUCAUCGGCAGCCUCCUGAUUCAGAACAAAGGACGGUCCUGAUGCGGACACUGCUCCCCAUCUGUCAACUUCAAGCAGCGCUGCGCUGCGCGGAGUAAACCGUGCGAGCCCAAGCACAUCCCACACUCGCAUGACCGUAUGAAGCUACAUUACCUCAUCGCGUCAUUGUUCCUUUGCAGCGUUCACUCCGAAACCAUCUUUCAACAUUCGCGCUCUUCCCAAAUACACGUGACGUGCUUGAAGCAUCCAUGGCAACGUGCAACGAUAAGCAACGUGAGGAUUCUUGUAAAUAGAGACACGUGGGAGGUUUUAUUGACAAUUCUUGUUACGUAAAAAAGAGCCGACAUCAAAUCAGUCCCUCAGUAGUGCAGACAUUAUUAUUGAUUGGUUUCUGAAUUUGUGUUUUCAGCGUCACCACUUUGCUCUUUCUUGGAAAGCAGAUGUGUCAAGCAAGAGGUGGAUGUUAUGCUUUUUGUCUGUCACAAGUCACUGGCCAAUGAGUGUGGCCUCCAUAAUAAGUGAAACGAAUGAUGUUUUUUUUUCCAUUUACCUCAAAUGACCUAUUUUAGCCACAGGGAUCAUCGCCUGGUGGUCAGUAUAAACAGUUUGGGUUUAAAGCACCUCUUUAAUGGUUUCACUUUUCAGACAUGGACACCUUUAAUACUAUUUCUGUACCUCAGUUAAAGGACCAGUACGUAGGGCUCAGUGAUAUUAAAUGAUAAGACUGCAGAUUGCCAGCAGCUCAAUACUCUUUCCAAGCAUCUAGUAAAACUUCUGGUGACUUUCACCUCAUUUCAAACACAAAAAAUGGCCCUAAUAG
This is a messenger RNA of Neolamprologus brichardi, 4338 nucleotides long. RefSeq names its product brain specific kinase 146 (gene bsk146). Gene Ontology annotation, molecular function: ATP binding; protein serine/threonine kinase activity. Gene Ontology annotation, biological process: protein phosphorylation. The record is from RefSeq and is a predicted model, not a curated record. Lineage: Eukaryota; Metazoa; Chordata; Actinopteri; Cichliformes; Cichlidae.